AUGUCAUCUAUCGCCAGGCGCAGGCCAACCCGGCGCUCUGCCACCGCCCGCAGGAGCUAUGCUAGGGAAGAGACUCCCGAGGAGGAGGAUCCCGGCAAUGUCACCCCCACUCAGUCGCAGCACAAUGAGGAGGACAGCGAAGAAUACACCCCCGCCCCCAAGAAAGUCGUCAAGCGCAGGCGAAUCUCCGCCGACGUGUCUACAACAACUGCGUCUACGCCAAAUGCCGCGCGCACUACACGGAAACCGCGCAAGUCGACGGCCCCAGAGCAGCCGGAGGCGUCGCAACUCACCGAUACGAACGAGGAGGGCGAUAGCGUCGCGACGGUGAAAGAAAGUGAAACCCCUACGCAGAAGCCGGCUUCGGCAAGGAAAAUAAAACUCCUCACUCCCAACUCCAGAACCCUCCAUCUCGCCGAAAUCUCAGGCCCCAUCGCAGAGAAGCAGUGUACCCCCCUCGCCGAUAUAACCGAAACCGCAGUCAAUGAGACGCCGUCCAAGCGUGCCGACGAACAGAAAUCGCAAAUCAAUAUCAUCAAUCCGAACUCCACCGUCCUCGAUAAGCCGAUGGAUAUCAUGUUGAAGUCACGGUCGCUUGCUCCCUCAGCCCCCGAGGAGCCGGCAGAACCCAAGAGUCGCCUAAUUAUCACUACCCUCGUUCUGAUGAAUUUUAAGAGUUAUGCAGGAAAACAGAUUGUCGGACCCUUCCACGCCUCCUUCUCCUCAGUCGUCGGGCCCAAUGGAUCCGGAAAAUCCAACGUUAUCGACGCGUUGCUGUUUGUAUUCGGUUUCCGAGCCAGCAAGAUGCGACAGGGCAAAGUCUCGGCUCUGAUUCAUAACUCGGCCAACCAUCCCAACCUGCCCUUCUGUGAAGUCGAGGUCCAUUUCCAGGAGGUCUUCGAUCUGCCCACUGGAGGGCAAGAAAUAGUCCCAGAUUCCCAACUAAUUAUCUCGCGAAAGGCGUUCCGCAACAACACCAGCAAAUACUACAUGAAUGCCAAGGAAACAAACUUCACCACCGUGACCACCCUGCUCCGUGGCCGUGGGAUCGACCUGGACCAUAAGCGCUUCCUUAUUCUCCAGGGUGAAGUUGAGUCGAUCGCUCAGAUGAAGCCCAAAGCCGCCAACGAGCACGAAGACGGACUUCUCGAAUAUCUCGAGGACAUCAUUGGAACAUCCAAAUACAAGACACCGAUCGACGAAGCGGCCACCGAGCUUGAGGGGCUGAACGAUGUUUGUGUGGAGAAAAACAACCGUGUUCAGCACGUCGAGAAGGAAAGGGAUGCCUUGGUGGAGAAGAAAGACAAAGCGCUUGCAUUCAUUCGCGACGAGAAUGAGCUGUCUCAGAAACAGUCGGCACUUUACCAGAUCUACAUCGACGAGUGCGCUGACAAUAUCCGGGUUACCGAGGAGGCUAUCCUCCAGAUGCAGGAACUCCUGAACCUCGAGCUUGAGAAGCACGAAGGAAACGAGUCCGGCAUCAAGGAGCUUGAGAAGGCCUACAAACGCGGCAUGCGGGAAUACGAAAGCAUGGAGAAAGAGAUGCAAGCGAUUGCCAAGGAAAUGGCCAAGUAUGACAAGGAAUCUGUCAAGUUUGAGGAGAAGAAGAAAUUUCUUGUAGGAAAGCAGAAGAAGUUGGAAAAGACCAUGCAAACCACCCGUCUGGCUGCCUCGGAAUGUGAGAGCCUGGUGCAAAAGUUUUCGGACGACAUUGAGAAGAAGACAAAGGAAACAACGAAGCUUGAAAGCGAGAUGCAGGAGGAGGAGGAAGAGCUGACCUCGAUCCGUGAAAGCUUGAAGGGUAAAACCCAGGGUCUUUCUGAUAAGAUCGCUGCGAAACAGAAGUCAUUGGAGCCCUGGGAUGAGAAGAUCAACAAGAAGCUGUCGGCUGUUGCGGUAGCUCAAAGUCAGCUUGACAUCAUCCGCGAGCGAAGCAACGCUGGUGCUGUCUUGUUGGAAGAGGCACAGGCCAAGGUAGCUUCCAUUGAAGAAACUUUGGCAACCAAAGAGACCGAUCUUGAGGAGCGCAAGGCGCAGCAAUCGACUCUCGAAGAAGAGGUCGCAAAGCUGACGCAUGAUCUCAAGAAAUACGCACAGAGGGAGCCUGAAGUGCGCACCCAUGUCUCUAGUGCCCGCCAAAAGGCGGAGGAGGCUCGGGCAAGCCUUGCGAGCACCCAAAACCGGGGCAGUGUUCUUUCUGGGCUCAUGCGUUUGAAAGAAUCAGGCCGUAUCGAAGGCUUCCACGGUCGACUUGGUAACCUCGGAACUAUUGACCAGAAGUAUGAUGUCGCCAUUUCGACUGCUUGUCCUGCAUUGGACAACAUGGUAGUCGACACGGUCGAAGUCGGACAACAAUGUAUUGACUACUUGCGAAAGAACAACCUCGGCCGCGCCAACUUCAUCCUUCUGGACCGACUUCCUCGGAGAGACCUUUCCCCCAUCUCGACCCCCGAAAAGGUUCCACGACUCUUUGACUUGGUCAAGCCCAAAGAUGCCAAAUUUGCUCCGGCUUUCUAUAGCGUGAUGCAAAACACCUUGGUCGCCAAAGACCUGGAGCACGCCAAUCGGAUUGCCUAUGGAGCCAAACGGUGGAGAGUCGUCACGCUCAACGGCCAGCUCAUUGACAUGUCCGGUACCAUGAGUGGUGGUGGUACCCGUGUCGCGCGCGGCGGUAUGUCAUCCAAGCAAGUGGCCGAGACGAGCCGAGAGCAAGUGGCCCAGCUUGAGGGCGAUCUGGAGGAGAUGGAGAGAAAAUUCCAAAACUUCCAGGAGAAGCAACGGCAGAUGGAGGCAGCGAUUAGGGAAAGAUCCGAGGAGAUCCCGCGGGUGGAGACCAAGAUCCAAAAGAUUAUGAUCGAAAUCGAAAGUGCCAGUCGGAGCCUCGCGGACGCCCAGCGCCGGGUGAAAGAACUGCGCGCCGAACAUAAGCCAUCAAAGACAGAUGCAAGCCAAGCCGCGGCCUUUGAGGAACAAAUCGCCUCUCUGGAGGAAGAGAUCGAGGGACUUCGUGAACAGAAGGGCGGUAUUGAAGAGGAGAUCCAGAGCCUCCAAAACAAGAUCAUGGAGGUUGGUGGUGUGAAGCUACGAGGCCAGAAGGCAAAGGUCGACGGUCUCAAAGAGCAGAUCAGUCUUCUUUCUGAGGAGAUCUCCAAUGCGGAGGUCGGAAAGUCCAAGAACGAGAAGCUCAUCAACAAGCACCAGAAUGCCCGUGCUGAAGCCGAGAAAGAGCUUGAGCAUGUGUCCGAGGAGCUGGAGAAACUCAAUGACGACGUUGCCAGCCAGGCCAAUGAUGCGUCUGGCUGGAAGCAGAAGGUGGAGGAGGCCCAAGAGGCUAUUGACGAGAAGAAAGAGGGCCUCAAGAAGGUGAAGGACGAGCUUGAUGAGAAGGUGGCGGAAUUAAACGAAUCCCGCGCCACGGAGAUUGAAAUGCGCAACAAGCUCGAGGAGAACCAAAAGGCCCUGUCUGAGAACGAGAAGCGCGGCAGGUACUGGCAAGAGAAGCUUUCCAAGCUCACGCUGCAGAAUGUUAGCGACCUGGGUGAGGAGCAAGAAGCAACUGAUCUUCAGAUGUUUACCAAAGACGAGCUGUCGGAGAUGAACAAGGAGUCUCUGAAGGCGGGUAUUGCUGCCUUGGAAGAGAAGACGCAGAAUUCGGCGGUCGAUCUCAGCGUUAUCGAGGAGUAUCGUCGCAGAACGACUGAACACGAAGCACGUUCGGCAGAUCUGAACACUGCCCUCGCAUCUCGCGAUGGCGCCAAGGCUCGCCUUGACGGCCUCCGAUCGGCUCGUCUGAACGGAUUCAUGGAAGGAUUCGGCAUUAUCUCGCUUCGCCUGAAGGAGAUGUACCAGAUGAUCACCAUGGGAGGUAACGCGGAGCUCGAGUUGGUCGACUCAUUGGAUCCCUUCUCCGAGGGUAUUCUGUUUUCCGUCAUGCCCCCCAAGAAGAGCUGGAAGAACAUCGGCAAUCUGUCUGGUGGUGAGAAGACCCUCUCCAGUCUGGCGCUGGUGUUCGCUCUGCACCACUACAAGCCGACUCCCUUGUACGUCAUGGACGAAAUCGAUGCUGCCCUGGACUUUAGAAACGUUUCGAUUGUGGCGUCCUAUAUCAAAGAGCGGACCAAGAACGCGCAGUUUAUUGUGAUUUCCUUGAGAAACAACAUGUUCGAACUCGCGGCUCGACUGGUCGGCGUUUACAAGGUCAACCACAUGACGAAGAGUGUGACGAUCGAAAACAAGGACUAUAUCACCCGGCGAUGAUUGGCCGGACUGUGUUUAUGCAUGUUAUGACUGCUUUUUGGGACGGUUCUGCCGGUUAAGGGUGUGCGGUGUGGGACUGGAUAUCUGGAUAUCUCGCGGAUGAUGACGAUUUUCUUGUCUUUGUUUACGGUCGAUACUUUGUAUACUGCGAGGGUUGGAAUUCGGGUCUCACUGUUUUCGUUUUAUUCUUAUUUUCUUCUUUUUUUUUUUUAACUUCUUGUAUGAAUUGGACAUGAUAAUGUUUCUUC
Messenger RNA from Aspergillus heteromorphus CBS 117.55, 4505 nucleotides. RefSeq names its product condensin subunit SMC4 (gene smc4). Gene Ontology annotation, biological process: mitotic chromosome condensation. The record is from RefSeq and is a predicted model, not a curated record. Gene Ontology annotation, molecular function: ATP hydrolysis activity; ATP binding; protein binding. Gene Ontology annotation, cellular component: chromosome. The coding region runs from base 1 to 4257 and encodes 1418 amino acids. Lineage: Eukaryota; Fungi; Ascomycota; Eurotiomycetes; Eurotiales; Aspergillaceae. The transcript is spliced from 5 exons.